This is a messenger RNA of Bombyx mori (domestic silkworm), 2267 nucleotides long. It is a transcript of the gene CIA30, whose product is annotated as complex I intermediate-associated protein 30, mitochondrial. The transcript is spliced from 5 exons. Bases 1296 to 2219 code for a protein of 307 amino acids. Gene Ontology annotation, cellular component: mitochondrion. NCBI's taxonomy places the organism in Eukaryota, Metazoa, Arthropoda, Insecta, Lepidoptera, Bombycidae. The record is from RefSeq and is a predicted model, not a curated record. Gene Ontology annotation, biological process: mitochondrial electron transport, NADH to ubiquinone; mitochondrial respiratory chain complex I assembly.
GCUUCCGUUUUGAGUGUGAAUAGCGUGCGCCCGCGUCUAAAUGUAAUUAUUGUUUAAAAUUGAAAAUUGUUUGUGAUAAAGGAAGAUUAAAAUUCGAAAUUCGAUAUUGGUGACUAACCCAUAGUUUUAAAUACCCCUGAGAUCUACCCCUCACUAUAACAUAAAUAUAAUCUCAGUUUACUGAGAAUUUUUAUAUUAAAUUAAAUUAAUUUAUAUUAAAUAUAAUCUCAGUAAACUGAGAUUAGUUUAAUUUUUGAUCUACAUAAAAAAUAAUUAGACAGUAUACAGUAAACGCACUUGUUUACAAAACGCUAGUAAAUACGGCCAUUGCCAGUUGACUGACAAAACCGGCGCAUGCGCAAUGUAGGCGUGAGGUGAUGGUUUAUUUAUUAGAUAUAAAAUAAUUCAUAAUUGGGAAUUUAGUUGUUUUUAUGAUCGAACAAUCACGAAUAGUCGUCAAACAAAUGAUAAUUGAUCAAAAUUAAUUAAUCUGAGGGAUAAAAAUAAAGAUAUCUAGUAAAAGGAGCCGACUUAAGGGUGAUCAUUUGUUUAAUUAAUUAUAAAUAAAAAACAAAAUGUGUGCAAUUCACACGUGGUAGAAGUGAAACCUUCCAAAAUUAAAAUACAAUUAUCCUAAACGUCUUAAGUAUAUGUAAAGUUUUGUCAUUAGUAAAUAAUUGUAAGGUAGCGCCCUCUGUGAAUUGAUAUUUUAAUUUCACGUAUAAUUCUAAAUUAAAAUUCACUACAAGAGCUUUCAUACACACGUUAGUAUUAAAAAAUCUCACAGAUGGCGCUGUAUUAAAUAGUAUGUAUAUUUCUGUCUCAUUCUUUGCUGGCUUCAUCCUACACAUUUUUGUAUUUGUGUCUCUUACCUGUCGUUUUUUCCGUUGCAUCCGGUUUGAAAUCACAACGAUUCUAAAGAAGUUUUCACUUCAAUAAAAGACGAAAAAACAAUUUUUACAUUCGAAUAUUAACGAACAAACAACGAACAAAUAAUUAAAAAUUAAAAAAAACCGAAAAUCAAAAAAUGUGGGGCCAAAUUCAGUGAGCCAUCAAUGGACCACCCUCAAUAGUAAUUAAAUGUAUUAUCUAUGGACCACAGCCACAGAUCAACAAGAGGAACAACGAUUAAUCUAUGAUGUAACCAGCUGAUUUAAAUCUUGGUACCUAUGUACCUACCUAUUUAUUCUUAAAAAUAAAUAUCUACAAAUAAAAUUAUAGGUUAUGAUUAAGUUUUCUAUAGUUCGUAUAAUAAACAUGAUUUUAUGACUUUAGUGCUAUAAUAUAAAUUGAAAAUGUCGUUACUUAAGACGAACGUUAUAACUAGUGUUAAAUAUCUAAGAAGUUUCUCAGUUUUGUGUAGGAAAAGUAAUCAGGAUCAUCAUCUUAAAAAGUGUCCUAUACUAUUUAAUACUCAACGAUGGCUAUUUUGGGAAAGACAUAGAAAAGGAGGCUACGAUACAACGAUUAAAACGUCGAAUUGGGAACAUUUAAAAAAUGGUUUGGUAGAGCUGAAACAUGAAUUGAAGUUGUUUGCUAAAGAACUCAAAGAAUUAUAUGAUAUGGAUCCUCUUCUGAUUGCGAGGCCCGGUGAGAUCGAUCUUUUGUGGUGUUUCAAUAGUCCUACAGUUCUAGAAAAAUUCGUCACAACAUGCGAUAGUGACCAUGGCGAAGGUUACAGUUCUUGUAACCUGGAAAUGAGUCCAGCUGGACGAGCUCUCUUCCACGGUUAUCUUGACACGAGAGUACCAAAGGACGGUCGCAUCAAAAAAGCCGGAUACUGCGCUAUGAGAUCGAAAAUGCAAAGGAAAUCAUUCAAAAGAGCGUCCACGUUUGAUUGGCAUCUGUAUAACACUUUAGUUUUAAAGGUCAGAGGCGACGGGAGAGCUUAUUUACUUAACAUCUCUACGGAGGGCUACUACGACAUAACUUGGAACGAUAUUUACCAUUAUAUUCUGUAUACGAGAGGCGGACCGUACUGGCAAGUUGCGAAGAUUCCAUUCUCGAAGUUCGUUUUGGGAUCAAAAGGCCGUUUGCAAGACAAACAAACGAGAAUGCGUUUCGACAAAGUAACUCACUUCGGUAUAUCUUGCGGAGACAAGAUAGUUGGUAAAUUUAAUCUAGAAAUAGAGUACGUAGGUUUAGAAUUCGAUCCAACACACGAUGAAGAAUUUGCCUACGAAAUGUACAAAACGGAUAAAUACAUUGUUGCUGUCUAGACAAUCUCGCUGUAAUAAUUAGUUGAAAUAAAUUAAUAGAGAUUUAAA